Molecule: messenger RNA, 1274 nt
Organism: Chanos chanos (milkfish)
Lineage: Eukaryota; Metazoa; Chordata; Actinopteri; Gonorynchiformes; Chanidae
Gene: dnajc28
Product: DnaJ (Hsp40) homolog, subfamily C, member 28
Exons: 2
Coding region: 84-1217 (377 amino acids)
Source: RefSeq, a predicted model, not a curated record
AUGAGGAAAUUUGUCAUGCUUCGUGUAAGGACAGCUUGACCCGUCCUGCAGCAGGUGUGUGGCCCACUGUGGAGUCAGGCGCAAUGAGCUGUUCUGCUUUGCUUUUUCUGGGCCGCGGGGACCUACAGAGAGUGCUGUUCCCGCUUUGCUGCUCCCACUCACUCCGCACUCUAAGUUCUGGCCCCCGCAUUAGCAGCAGUCUCAGAGAAAGCUACCGCCUACUACAGCUGCCUGAGGAUGGGAGCAGUAGCCAAGCUGAGGUAAAAGAGGCCUACCUGCACAUGGCUAAACUGUAUCACCCUGACUCUGGAGCUCCAACAGCUGAUGCACAGCUCUUCUCUUGCAUAGAGGAGGCUUAUAGGGCUGUUCUGGCCCACCUGGCCAGACAGAAGUCUGCUUCUCAGUAUACCCAGGCACAAGAAGAAGAUGAGGAGGAAGACAAGCUUAAAAGUCAUGCCCCUCAGCACAGGCACUACCUCAGCUUUGAAGGGGUGGGGUCCGGCACGCCCAGUCAGCGCGAACGCCAGUACCGGCAGUUCCGCAUAGAUCGAGCAACGGAUCAGGUCCUGGAAUACCGACGCAAAGAGAUGGAAAAGGCAGCAGCAGAAGAGGGAGCCAUGGUGGUCCGAGAUGCACGAUUACGCAGCAAGCAGAUCAAGAUCACACAGGCGGUGGAGCGGCUGGUCGAAGACCUCAUUCAGGAGUCCAUGGCUCGUGGAGACUUCCGGAACCUGAGCGGCACCGGCAAGCCGCUCCGAAAGUUUGACCACAAUCCCUACACCGACCCCAUGACGCACAACCUCAACCGUAUCCUCAUUGACAACGGCUAUAAGCCUGAGUGGAUUGUGGCACAGAAAGAUAUCAGAGAGACGAUUGGAAAAAUGCGGGCAGAAUUGCUGGAGGUCAGGGCCAGACUGGGUGACCCUCUGAAACACUCUGAACACGUCCAGUGGAACGAGCACUGCAGUGCCUUUGCCACAGAACUGGUUAAACUGAACAAAAAAGUGGACGAUUUCAACUUGAUUGUCCCUCUGCUCAGUCGACAAAUGGUUCACUUUAGCUUGAAAAGGGAGCUAGAACGAGUCCUGAAAGCUGACCAGGAAAAGAGACAGGAGAGAAGGAGAGAGAGGGAACAGAGAGAGGAGAGAGAAAAAGCAGCGGCACCUCAACAUACCAAACAGGGACUCAUAGCAUGGAUGCAGAAUCUGCUUAAAUGAAUGAGCAUUUAAUAGAGUGAUAAUCCAUUUAAUCACUGUAUGUGUUCAUAACACCAG